Molecule: messenger RNA, 2497 nt
Organism: Amyelois transitella
Lineage: Eukaryota; Metazoa; Arthropoda; Insecta; Lepidoptera; Pyralidae
Product: traB domain-containing protein
Exons: 11
Coding region: 209-1564 (451 amino acids)
Source: RefSeq, a predicted model, not a curated record
UAGAAAUCGUGUGAAAACGAAAAAACUAACUAAAUAAACCAAUUGACGCUGGCUUUAAAUACACUGCGUAAAAAUUAUAAUGUAAAAUUGACAGUAAAAUAUCACUCAAAACCAUGGACAGACCGAAAGCAACAAUUAUAAAAAAAUUCUAAAUAAACGCAUUUUAACAUGACAAAAUUUAUAGUAUAUAAAAAAUUCUCUUUGAAAUAUGAUAAACCGGACAUGUAACAUUAUCAGAUAUUACAACACUGUGAUUGAUUCUGUCGUGCUCGCGAAGAGAAUUACUAGGACACCCAGAAAACGUGGAACGUUUAACUCUUUACUCGGUUCAUCGCAAAGAUAUCUGAGUGACGGAGGAUUGUCAUUGCCUCCAGCAGCCACUCUCAUUCAGAAUGAUAGCCAAGGGACCGUCGUGUUACUCGGCACCGUCCAUUUCAGUAAACAAUCAGUUGAAGAUGUUUCAAUGAUAGUGAAGACGUUGAAUCCAAACGCUAUACUUGUAGAACUAUGUCGGCAAAGAGUGUCUCUGUUGGAAUUAGAUGACAAGAAGUUCUUGGAAGAUGCCCAAAAGUUUGACGCUAGGAAAAUGAAGGAUGCUGUGAAAGGCCAAAACUUGGUCUCAGGCAUGUUACACGCUAUGUUACUCAAGACUUAUGCAGAUAUUGCAAAAGAAUUGGGAGUUGCACCAGGGGGAGAAUUCAGAAGAGCUUAUCAAGAGAUGAAAAGGAUACCUGGUUGCAAACUUUUCUUAGGAGAUCGACCUAUACAAAUAACAAUUGCACGAGCAUUUCAGUCUUUAAAUGUCUAUGAAUUAGGUCAAGUGCUUUAUCACCUAACUACUUCAAAUCCAAAACCAUUAGAUAGAAAUUCACUGGAGAAGUAUAAAGAUAGAGAUUUCGUGCAAGCUCAGUUCGAAGAAAUCACGAGGGAUGUACCGGCAUUCAAGAAGAUUUUUCAUGUGUUCGUCGACGAACGUGAUAAAUGUCUUGCAUAUUCGUUGCAAGAGUGUGUGCGCACUGUGAAUAAUCCCCGAGUUCUGGCCGUUGUUGGGAUGGGCCAUGUUGAUGGGAUAGUCAAAUAUUAUGGAAGAAUGAAACAAGAAGACAUUGUUCCUCUGUUAUUUUACACGAUUUUCGUGUUGCUCAAGCCCCAUGGUGGUACAAGGUUGAUGGUGCAAAUUGGUGGCAUCCAUACGGACCUGAUUCGAAUAUUGAAGGUAUUGAGGACCAUCCUGCAGUACAUGUAUCAUGGAAUGAUGCUGUUGAAUAUUGCAAAUGGCGAAACGCCAGGCUCCCUAGUGAAGCAGAAUGGGAAGCUGCUUGCCGUGGCGGUCACCACAACACAAAUUAUCCCUGGGGCAAUAAACUUUUCCCUAAUAAAAAACAUAUGGCUAACAUCUGGCAAGGAACAUUUCCUAAUCACAAUUCUGCUAGAGAUGGCUAUCUCGGGACUAAUCCAGUUCACAUGUUCCCACAGAAUGAUUUUGGAUUUCACAAUAUGGCUGGUAAUGUUUGGGAAUGGACUCAGAAUUCUUGGUCUGAAACUGAGCCACAAGAGAAGGUGAAGAAAGGUGGAUCGUACCUGUGUCACCGUUCCUACUGCUACCGAUACAGGUGCUCGGCACGCUCGCACAACACGGCCGACAGCUCCACGGGAAAUCUAGGAUUUCGAUGUGCAAAAUCUUUGUAAAAUUAAUUUUAUUCAUAUGUUACCUGAAAAGUACUUAGUUGACUUGGAAUGAACGGAUUUAUGUUGUUAUUAUUUAAAAGCUAGAUUUUAAUAUUAAGAGUCUGUUACAUAAGUUAAUUAUAAUUCAAUUGAAAUUUCAAGUUAACCUAAUAUCAUGAAAAAAAAUUAUUCUUUUAUUUUUAUAUCAAGUUUAAAGAUUCAUUGAUAGUAUUUAAAUUGAUUUGGAAUUAUUUUUUAUUUACUAAAAUGGAGAGUCAAUAUGGCCCAUCAGAUAAUAAAUCAUUGCAACAGUUAUAUGACAUACUAGUGCUACUCUAAAAAAGCAUUUUUGAUUUGGUGGAAUAAUUUUUGCAACAUAUAAAAUAAUACAUGCGUAUUUUAUUUAGAAUAUAUGUAUAAUAAUGAAGUUCCUAAAAAUAAUGUGUUUAGUUAAUAAUAAGAGAUUUCGGUGCAUGGAUUUUUUCUUCGCCAGUUUUGUAAGAAAUUGAAUCUUGCGAAAUUUUGUGAAUUCACUCCGCAUUCCAUACCUUUCAAUUAUCGAAGGGAUUUGAUACUUAUAUUUUUAAUUAAAGACUGUGAUUUUUAUUUGUGAGAUGUGAUCUGCUCUUGUAACUCUCAAAUAACUAGCAGAAAAAAAUAUCACACCAUUCUAAUUAUGUAUAUUGUUAAAGUUAAGAGUUCAAAGAUCAAAUGUAUGUAAAUGAAAAGUGAAAUGUAAGUUAACACUUGUUUCGUUUGCAUGUGAUUAUUUGUUACUUAAUCAUUACAAUAAUUAGCUUCUUUGAAUAAAUGUUUUUAUUAUGAUAAA